AUGGAAGUACCUUUCAAAAAUUGUACCCAUAGAGACCCGUAUGCGCAACCCACACAGGUUUCUAAGGUGCCUGUAGUGAAUAGGCGACAACUGCAGUCCUGCGAAAACGCGGAUUCCCAGGGUACGGGUGUGGCGAUCCCCGCGAAAAAGAGUAAGUCAGUUGCAACGAGGGGUAUGAGUACUCACCUUCCUACGGGUCACCAGGAGUCAAGCACGACUCCUUCUGACGUCUUGGUCCAACAGACAAUGGAUCCAACCUUUUCGAAGUCCAAUGCCGCCACCAGCGCUGCCUCACAAUCAAAUCCACAACCAACAGUAGAAUUUCAGAAAUCGAGCUUGAAGGAUGCGUACAACAGCAAGGGACCAAGUCUACUCAGAUUGUCUGAAACAAUAUAA
Molecule: messenger RNA, 396 nt
Organism: Acanthoscelides obtectus
Lineage: Eukaryota; Metazoa; Arthropoda; Insecta; Coleoptera; Chrysomelidae
Source: the annotation of a GenBank genome assembly